AUUGGUCGGUCAUCAUUGUCCACGUUAUACUUGGUAUUCGUGGAUAAGAAACUAUCUGUUGCAGUUACAAUGAAGACAAUACCAAAGUGUAAUCAAGAUGCUUGGUGGUGGAGCAGAAGUUCUUUUUGGGGAAAAGUUGCUUUAGGUUUAUUUGUUUUUAUUAUUUUGAUGGACUUUCCUCUGAUGUGCCAAGGACAUGAUCCUCAUGAUCAUCACCACCAUCACCAUGAUCAUGACCAUCAUCACCAUGAUCAUGAUCAUCAGCCAGCGAGUUUUAAAUACUCUCAAGCAGCUAACAGUAAUUUCAAGCCGCCACCGGUACAUGAUCAUCACCAUGAGCACCAUCAUCAUGAUCAUGGUCAUGAUCACAAGCAUCCAAAAGCUAAACCAACGACUGCAGAACCACGCGAGAGUGUCAUGCUAAAUGCUAUCGGAGCAACUUUACUGAUAUCAGCAGCUCCUUUUGUCGUGCUUUUCUUCGUUCCUCUAGAUAAUUCUAAAGAAAAAGAGUCAUUGCUGAAAAUACUGCUGAGCUUUGCAUCCGGUGGUCUUUUGGGUGAUGCAUUUUUACAUUUAAUUCCUCACGCUCUGACUCCUCAUUCACAUUCAGAUUCAGAGUCUGAUCACGAUCACGAUCAUGGGCAUGAACAUUCUCAUGAUCAUGGUCAUGGACAUAGCCAUGAUCAUGGCAACGGCAUGGCUGUUGGUCUCAGUGUCCUACUGGGAAUAAUAGUCUUUUUAGUUGUGGAAAAAAGCAUAAGGUUAAUAAAAGGUGGUCAUUCGCAUUCACAUUCUCAUGAAGUUGAUACCAAGUCUAAGGACAAAAAGAAGAAUGAUGACGCUGAUGAUGAAGUUGAAGCUGAAUCAGAUGAUGGAGAUAUUAAAAUAGCUGGUUAUUUAAAUUUAGCCGCUGAUUUCUUGCACAAUUUUACUGACGGUCUGGCAAUUGGUGCCAGUUAUCUGGCUGGAAAAAAUAUUGGGCACAUCACGACUUUUACAAUUUUAUUACAUGAAGUACCACAUGAAAUUGGUGACUUUGCUAUUCUUGUACAGAGUGGUUGUAGUAAAAAGAAAGCGAUGAUGCUUCAAUUAAUCACAGCCUUAGGUGCUCUAUGCGGUACUUAUAUGUCCUUAUUGGCUGAAGGAAUGGGAGAUGUAGCAACAGCGUGGAUUCUACCAUUUACAGCUGGUGGAUUUAUUUAUAUCGCAACGGUGUCAGUAAUACCUGAAUUAUUAAUUGACACUAAAUUCUGGCAAUCAGUCAAGGAGAUAAUUGCUCUUUUGUUGGGUGUUUAUAUGAUGGUAUUAAUUGCUGCAUAUGAAUAA
This is a messenger RNA of Cotesia congregata, 1326 nucleotides long. The record is from the annotation of a GenBank genome assembly. Lineage: Eukaryota; Metazoa; Arthropoda; Insecta; Hymenoptera; Braconidae.